UUAGCCUGGGAAGCUAACUUGUCCAAGUUGUUUGUUUUGGGAUGUUGGAAUUAUUGUUUUGAAUACUGAAUGUUGCUGUCUGAAAUGAUUCAGAGUCAGGAAUCUGCUUGCAUGAACUAGUGAGCAAAAUGAGGUUUCGCAUUUGUAGAUACUGUUUUCGAGUGAGAGGUGUGUACCAGAUGGUGGGUUACCUCCUCUUGUUCCUGUUUAUGGUGCUCUCACUACAGUUUCGGGACACUGUGUCAGAUUGUACAGUCUUCAAUCUUCAAGGCACCCUGUUUUACCGUCCUCGCCCUCAUUUUUUCUGCAUCAAAUACAGUGGAAACCUUGGAGACCAGAUGUUUCAGUAUGCAUUCCUACUGACUCUGCACAUCCGCCACAGCACAGAAAUCACACUUCAGUCCAGUAAUAUACUCACUCCAGUGUUUGACAUUGUUCCACAGAAUGAAUUUAUUCUACAAUACUGUGACUGUUUUCCAAAGAGAACUGAGAAAGAGACUAAGUAUGGCUUUGACCCAACACUAAUGAAUGUGGACAUUAACUUUGAAGGUAACUACAGAAGCUACAAAUACUUUGAAAGUCAAGUUGAUGAGGUUCGUUCAAGAUUCCAUCCAAAGAAAUGGAUUACGUCAAAAGUUCGCCAAGAAUUGGAAAAAGUGAGGAACAGGGAUAAAAAUUCUGCUUUAGUGAGUAUUUAUUUAGGGCAUCCUGUGGAAGAAUUCAGUGGAACAAAUGCCGAAAAUUUCCUUCAGAAAGCCAUGCAGUUUUAUAGAGACCGUUAUAAACAUGUUAUCUUCGUUUGUGUGAUAAAACAAGAAACUCAAACAUCUUGGAUGAAUUUUGAAUUGAAACAUCAACAGGAUGUAUCAGUGUUGGUGGAGUCAGCUGAGGAAGUUAUAUUAGGACUACUGGCUGGUGUAGAUCACUCUAUCAUACUGAAUGAUUCCCUGGCCUGGUGGGGAGCUUGGUUAGCACGAGGUGAGGUGGUCUACUACAAGCAUAAAAAAGACAGUACUGAGAGUGCUCGGUCGGAUGCCAUCUUGAAUCCUCCAUCCUGGAUUGCACUGUGAUUAUAAACUCUCUGAAUUGUUAGCAAAUUGAUGUCAUUGUGCAACAGCUACUUUUUUUAAUCAACAACUUUUUCAUUUAAAUACAAGAGGUAUUUUGUGAAAAAAAUUUUCACAGAUUUUUCAAAUGCUAAGGAAAGUAUUUGGUGUAGAAAUCCAGAUUGUCAACCUAGUCCUCUACUUCAUGACACAUCUUGUUCUUAAUUUUUAUCUGGUACAAAUUAUACUGAUAUUCUUCUCACUCCUCUGUGUUCUAAACUUCUGCACUGUUUCACAGUCGCAGGAGAUGUUUCUGUCUUCUCCAAAAUAAUUGCUGUUGAUUUGAAAUUGUCCUAUUACCCCAUUCUAAAUUUUGUUUUGAUUAGUAAAAAUGUUUUUUUAUGUGUAGGAUACUUUUCCAUUGUCCUUUGUUAUUGGGAUUUGAUUCCCGUUGAUAUGACAAUCAUGCUGUCAAGUCAGAGAAAUAUUCUUAUUUAGAUUCUUGCUCCUCCUAAGGUAGAAAAACCUGGUGGGUGAUAGACACCUGAAGAGUUCAUGUCAGUAUGUUAACCAUGUAGUUUUGAUUUAGUAAAUACCACCUCAGCAUUCAAUGUGUGAUACAUAUCUGGGUCAUGUGUCAAAAUGUCCAUAUAGGUGAUAAGUAGUUCUGUAGAGAGAGAUGUAAUUUUCUGUGUCCUUAGGGAAGCUUGAUAGUUUCUUUUCCAUGUCACAAUGUCUUAAGUAUAUCUUUUAAAUAAAUGCCUUGCUCAGAUUGUACAUUUCACUGGUAUAAACAGCAUGUACACCAACAUAUUUCACAAGACAGUACAAACAGUAUGUAUUUAACGUGUCUCACGAAACACCAAUGUAUUUUUAUGGCUCACAAAACAGUACAUACAGUAUAUUUCAUGUCUCGCAAGACAGUACAUGCAGUAUGUAUUUUUUCUUUGUCUCACAAAAUAGAACCAGAACAUAUACAGUAUACAUGUACAGCAGUAUAUAUUUUUAUGUGUCUCAUAGCACAGUACUUACAGUAUGUAUUUCAUUUGUUUCACAAGACAUUAAAUGCAGUAUGCAGUUUUCUUUGUCUCACAAAAUAGUAUACAGUAUGUAUUUUAUGUUAUUCAAAACACAAUACAUGUAUGUAUUUUAAGUGACUCACAACACAGUACAUACAGUAUGUAUUUUAUGUUUCAAUAUGGAAAACAUUUAGCCUUGCAUAAGUCUUGAAGUUUAUCUUAAAUUUUGUAAACAAAAAAAAAAGAAAUCCAUUUUGACUUCACAUUUUAUUCACACCCUAAUGCCAAAGAGAUGUUGAUCAUGUAAAAACAGUUUCUUCAAAUAUAGUAUUCACAACUGUUUUUUUCUGGUCUCCAUGUCUAAAUUAUGUCAAAUUUCACUGAUUCUCCCUUUAUGUACCCCACCUGUUCAUACAUCAUUGUCUCCACUUGUAGGCCUCCCAUGUUGCUGAUACAAGUGUCCUGUUAUUACUGCAAAUUGCUGAUCUUGCUUUACUCGUCCCUAAGUUGCUAAUAUUCCACAGGUGAACCUUUCACUAUCUGUUUGCUUUUUGUAAAGAACCCCGGUUAUCUGUGGACUGUAGAUAUUAGUUGAGGAGUUUUUAGAGAUCGUAGUUAUUUUAACUGGAUUUGUUGUGUUGAAUUAGAGUUGAUAUAGUAUUGGACAGGCUUUGCUUUAUAAUUCACUUUUCAGUUAUUAUUUAAAUCUACAAUAGUUAUUUUAACUGGAUUUGUUGUGUUGAAUUAGAGUUGAUAUAGUAUGGGACAGGCUUUGUUUUACUUUUCAGUUAUUAUUUAAAUCUACAAUAUGUGUUUAUACUUCAUGGUUACUUCUUAACAAUGGAAGUAAUUGGUUCCGAUUACAUUUGUACAGUUCUGAUUUCGCUAUAGUGAAAUCUGCUGAUAUAGACCAUCCUACUAGUAAUAGAUCCUAGAAAAGAGAUGUAUUAGCUGUAAUGGAUACUGUCUUUUAUACUGGUAUGUGAUAAUGCUUAUAUGGUGUGUACUUAGAAACAGAUAGGAUAGUAGUUAUAACAAUGAGAUCUUAUGAUAAUAGUUAUCACACUGAGAAACAGAUACAAUAUUAGUUAUAACACCGAGAAACAGAUACAAUAUUAGUUAUCACACUGAGAAACAGAUACAAUAUUAGUUAUUAUACUGAGAAACAGAUACAAUAUUAGUUAUUAUACUGAGAAACAGAUACAAUAUUAGUUAUCACACUGAGAAACAGAUACAAUAUUAGUUAUUAUACUGAGAAACAGAUACAAUAUUAGUUAUCACACUGAGAAACAGAUACAAUAUUAGUUAUAACACUGAGAAACAGAUACAAUAUUAGUUAUUA
This is a messenger RNA of Ylistrum balloti, 3407 nucleotides long. RefSeq lists its product as uncharacterized. The record is from RefSeq and is a predicted model, not a curated record. Gene Ontology annotation, molecular function: galactoside 2-alpha-L-fucosyltransferase activity. Bases 129 to 1070 code for a protein of 313 amino acids. Gene Ontology annotation, biological process: carbohydrate metabolic process. NCBI's taxonomy places the organism in Eukaryota, Metazoa, Mollusca, Bivalvia, Pectinida, Pectinidae. Gene Ontology annotation, cellular component: membrane. The transcript is spliced from 3 exons.